GCUGCUGGGGAGGAAACCCUUGGCUGUGAUGCCGCUGGAUGAUGGCUGCUUUUGGGAUCCUAAGUUACGAACACCGGCCCCUAAAGCGGCCCCGACUCGGUCCUCCGGACGUUUAUCCUCAGGAUCCAAAGCAAAAAGAGGAUGAACUUACUGCAUUAAACGUGAAGCAAGGAUUCAACAAUCAGCCAGCUGUGUCCGGUGAUGAACAUGGCAGUGCAAAAAAUGUCAACUUCAACCCUUCAAAGAUCAGUUCAAAUUUCAGCAGCAUCAUUGCUGAGAAGCUGCGAUACAACACAUUCCCAGACACAGGGAAGCGUAAGCCACAGGUCAACCAGAAGGACAACUUUUGGCUCGUCACAGCGAGGUCACAGAGCUCCAUCAACAACUGGUUCACGGAUUUGGCUGGGACUAAACCCUUAACACUGCUGGCUAAAAAGGUUCCAAUCUUCAGCAAAAAGGAGGAGGUUUUCGGAUACUUGGCCAAGUACUCAGUCCCUGUCAUGCGUUCGGCAUGGAUGAUUAAGAUGACCUGUGCUUAUCAUGCUGCAAUUACAGAAACAAAAGUCAAGAAGAGGCAUGUGAUUGAUCCGUGUAUAGAGUGGACACAGAUCAUCACAAAGUACCUGUGGGAGCAGCUCCAGAAAGUGGCUGAGUUUUAUAGGCAGUCUCCCAGUCAAGGCUGUGGCUCGCCCCUACCUGCCACCCCUGCUGAGGUCGAGACAGCCAUGAAGCAGUGGGAAUACAACGAGAAGCUCGCCAUGUUCAUGUUUCAGGAUGGCAUGCUGGACAGACAUGAGUUCCUGACGUGGGUGCUGGAGUGCUUUGAGAAGGUCCGACCUGGUGAAGAUGAGCUUCUCAGACUGCUGCUGCCCCUUUUACUGCAGUACUCAGGGGAGUUUGUGCAGUCGGCUUACUUGUCUCGGAGGCUGGCUUACUUCUGCACGCGUCGCCUCAACUUGCUGCUAAGCGACGGGAGCCUGGGCCCCGGCACAGGAGGGCACCAGGCGCACGGCAUCUUGGCCCAGCCGGGCAACGCCUUGCCCCCCACGCCAACCUCCCAGCCCGCAGGAGGAAACCAGCCGCAGACUCCGUUCACAGACUUCUACAUCUGUCCUCAGCAUAGGCCUCUGGUGUUUGGGCUCAGCUGCAUGUUACAGAGUAUAGUGCUGUGCUGUCCCAGUGCUCUGGUGUGGCACUACUCGCUCACAGACAGCAGGAACAAGACUGGCUCCCCUCUGGACCUCCUGCCCAUUGCCCCUUCCAACCUACCGAUGCCAGGAGGCAACACUGCCUUUACACAGCAGGUCCGUGCAAAGGUGCGAGAAAUUGAAGAGCAAAUCAAGGAGAGAGGGCAGGCGGUGGAGUUCAGGUGGUCGUUUGAUAAGUGCCAGGAGACAACAGCUGGGUUCACUAUCGGGAGGGUCCUCCACACCCUGGAGGUUUUAGACAACCACAGCUUUGAGAAGUCGGACUUCAGCAACUCACUGGACUCCCUCUACAACCGAAUAUUUGGCUCCGGCCAGAGUAAAGAUGGCCAUGAGAUGUCACCAGACGAUGAUGCUGUCGUGACCCUUCUUUGUGAAUGGGCCGUGUGCUGUAAGCGCUCUGGCAGGCACCGGGCCAUGGUGGUGGCCAAGCUGUUGGAGAAGAGACAGGCUGAAAUAGAGGCAGAGAGGUGUGGUGAGUCAGAGGUGGUGGAUGAGAAGGGGUCUGUGUCAUCAGGCUCCCUUUCCGCAGCCACACUGCCAGUCUUUCAGGAUGUACUGCUGCAGUUCCUCGACACUCAGGCCCCGACACUGACUGAACCAGGCAACGAGAGCGAAAGAGUAGAGUUCUCCAACCUGGUGUUGCUCUUCUGUGAGCUCAUCCGUCACGACGUCUUCUCCCACAACAUCUACAUGUGCACGCUCAUCUCCCGCGGCGACCUGGCCUCCGACUCCCACCUGCCCCGCCCGCGUUCCCCCAGCGACGAGCCCUCUGACGAAUCAGAGCGCAAGGAGCAGGACGCAGGCAGCAGUGUGAAAAUGGAGGAUACUGGCCUGUCGGAGUCAAUGGAGAUCGACAACAAUUCCAGUGCUAAUUUUGACGAGAUGUUUUCCCCCCCUAUGCACUGUGAGUCCAAGGGGAGCCCCUCUCCUGAGAAGCCCGCCCCAGAGCAGGACAGCAAGGCCGCGUGUAAAGAUAAGGGCAUGGACCCUGCCUUCCCACAAGUGUAUGAGCAGCCCCGCCACAUUCAGUAUGCCACUCACUUCCCUAUCCCUCAGGAGGAGAGCGCCAGCCACGAGUGCAACCAGCGCCUGGUGGUGCUCUAUGGCGUAGGCAAGCAGAGAGAUGAGGCGCGACACGCCAUCAAGAAAAUUACCAAAGACAUCUUGAAGGUGCUCAACCGCAAAAGCACAGCAGAAACAGGAGGAGAGGAAGGACAGAAGAGGAAGAGGAGUAAGCCUGAAGCCUUUCCCACUGCAGAGGAUAUCUUCUCCAAAUUCCAGCACCUCUCCCACUUUGACCAGCACCAGGUCACCUCUCAGGUGUCCAGGAAUGUGCUGGAACAGAUCACCAGCUUUGCCUUAGGGAUGUCCUAUCACCUGCCCCUUGUCCAGCACAUACAGUUCAUAUUUGACCUCAUGGAGUUCUCCCUCAAUAUUAGUGGCCUCAUAGACUUUGCUAUUCAGCUGCUGAAUGAGUUGAGCCUGGUGGAAGCCGAGCUGCUGCUGAAGUCGUCCAGCCUGGUCGGCAGCUACACCAUCAGCCUCUGUCUGUGUAUUGUUGCGGUGCUGAGGAGGUACCACUCCUGCCUCAUCCUCAACCCUGAGCAGACAGCACAGGUUUUUGAUGGGUUGCGUAUCGUGGUGAAAUCAGGUGUGAACCCGGCGGACUGUUCCUCUGCAGAGCGCUGUAUCUUAGCGUACCUGUACGACCUCUACACCUCCUGCAGUCACCUCAAGAGCAAGUUUGGCGAGAUCUUCAGUGAGUUCUGCUCCAAAGUGAAGAACUCCAUUUACUGCAACAUCGAUCCGUCAGACUCCAACAUGCUGUGGGAUCCUGUGUUCAUGAUGGAGGCCAUCGCCAACCCUUCUGCCCACAACUUCAACCACUCCAUGGUGGGCAAGAUCCUCAAUGACAGUGCGGCCAACCGCUACAGCUUUGUCUGCAAUGUGCUCAUGGACGUGUGUGUAGACCACCGAGACCCCGAGAGGGUGAAUGACAUCGGGAUCCUGUGUGCGGAGCUGACAGCCUACUGUCGCUCACUGAGUGCUGAGUGGCUCGGCAUUCUCAAAGCCCUCUGCUGCUCCUCCAACAAUGGCAACUGUGGCUUCAAUGACUUGCUGUGUAAUGUAGAUGUGAGUGAUUUGUCCUUCCACGAUUCCCUGGCGACCUUUGUAGCCAUACUCAUUGCUAGGCAGUGCCUGCUCCUAGAGGACCUGGUUCGCUGUGUGGCCAUCCCCUCCCUCCUCAACGCUGCCUGCAGUGAGCAGGACUCAGAGCCAGGAGCCAGACUCACCUGCAGGAUUCUAUUGCAUCUUUUCAAGACGCCCCAGCGCAACCCUGUGCCCCAAGAUGGCGCUAAGUCAGAUAAAUCCUCAGUUGGUAUCCGGUCAUCAUGUGAUCGCCACCUUCUUGCUGCCUCUCAGAACAGCAUAGUUGUGGGAGCAGUGUUUGCUGUCCUCAAGGCUGUCUUCAUGCUGGGUGACGCAGAGCUACGGGGCUCAGGACUGUCACACCCUGCCGGCCUCGACGACAUAUCUGGGGGACGCACUGUGUCCAUAGAAACAGCCAGCUUGGAUGUGUAUGCAAAGUAUGUGCUGAAGAGCAUCUGCCAGCAGGAAUGGGUUGGCGAACGCUGCCUCAAGUCUUUGUCUGAGGACAGUAGCGCCCUCCAGGACCCUGUAUUGGUCAACAUUCAGGCUCAGCGACUACUGCAGCUCAUUUGCUAUCCUCACCGCCAGCUGGACAGCGAUGAUGGCGACAACCCCCAGAGGCAGCGCAUCAAACGCAUUUUACAGAACAUGGACCAAUGGACGAUGAGACAGUCGUCCCUGGAGCUGCAGCUGAUGAUCAAGCAGAGCACUAACAAUGAGCUCUACUCUCUGCUGGAGAACAUAGCCAAGGCCACCAUUGAGGUGUUCCAGAAAUCAGCUGAAAUGAAUUCCAGUAACCCCUCAGGGAAUGGAGCAACCGUCCCAGGUGGCUCUGCAUCCAACAACAACAACAACACUGCCAGCAAAAUGAAGCCUAUUUUGAGCUCAUCAGAGCGGUCAGGUGUGUGGCUGGUGGCUCCGCUGAUAGCCAAGCUGCCCACCUCAGUACAGGGCCAUGUACUGAAGGCAGCAGGGGAGGAACUGGAGAAGGGACAGCACCUGGGCUCCUCCUCCCGCAAAGAGAGGGACAGGCAGAAACAGAAAAGUAUGUCUUUGCUGAGCCAGCAGCCCUUCCUGUCUCUGGUGCUGACCUGUCUGAAGGGCCAAGAUGAGCAGCGAGAGGGCCUCCUUACUUCCCUCUACAGCCAAGUACAGCAGAUUGUUACCAACUGGAGAGAAGACCAGUACCAAGAUGACUGCAAGGCGAAGCAAAUGAUGCACGAGGCUCUGAAACUACGACUUAACCUUGUGGGUGGGAUGUUUGACACCGUGCAACGCAGCACCCAGCAGACCACUGAAUGGGCGGUACUACUCCUCGACAUCAUCAGCAGCGGCACAGUGGACAUGCAGUCCAAUAAUGAGCUAUUCACAACAGUGCUGGAUAUGCUUAGUGUGCUGAUUAACGGCACACUGGCUGCUGACAUGUCCAGCAUCUCUCAGGGCAGCAUGGAGGAGAAUAAGAGGGCCUACAUGAACCUGGUCAAGAAGCUCAGGAAAGAGCUUGGCGACCGGCAGUCAGAGAGUUUGGAGAAAGUUCGCCAGCUACUGCCAUUGCCCAAGCAGACCCGUGAUGUCAUCACCUGUGAACCCCAGGGCUCACUGAUAGACACCAAGGGCAACAAGAUCGCUGGCUUUGAGAAGGAGGGCCUCCAAGUAUCAACCAAACAGAAGAUCUCUCCCUGGGAUGUCUUUGAGGGUCUCAAACAUUCUGCCCCUCUCUCCUGGGGCUGGUUUGGUACAGUGCGUGUGGACCGCAAGGUCACCAAAUUUGAGGAACAGCAGCGCUUCCUGCUGUACCACACCCACCUGAGGCCCAAACCUCGUAGCUAUUACCUGGAGCCCCUCCCUCUGCCCCCUGAGGAGGAGGAGCCCCCCACACCCGUUUCUCAGGAACAAGAAAAGAAGAUUGUUGAGACAGUGAAGCCAGAGAAGAAUGUGCCCGCUGUGACCUCUGAUUCAAGCAAGAAGAAGUCUAACAAGAAGAAGAAAUCCACCACCAAGACUGAGGACUAUGUGAACCGUGCACAAAGCGGCGUGGCCUAUGGGACAGGUAUGCCACCUGAUCUGAUAAUGGGGCAGCCGAACCACCCAUAUGGCCUGAACUACAGCCGCCAGCCCAUAGGCAUAUAUGCACAGAACCAGCCCCUUCCUCCAGGAGGUCCUGGUUUAGAUCCUCCAUACAGACCUGCCCGGAACCCCCAGAUGAAACAAAUGAUGCCCACACGGCCCAACUACCCAGCCAUGAUGCCCGGCAUGCAGGGAAGCAUGCCUGGCAUGAUAGGACUGGACAAGCAGUACCCAAUGGGUUAUAAGCCCCAGCCCACCAUACCACAGGGCCAGAUACUGCGCCAGCAGCUACAGGUCAGACUGAAUCAGAGCAUGCUGGGGCAGCAGAUGAGGCAAAUUACACCCAACCAACCGUACACUUCAAUGCAGCCAUCUCAGAACAUAUCUCAGGGCUAUACCACAUACGGGUCGCACAUCGGGAUGCAGCAGCAUCCAUCCCAAGGUGGUGGUAUAGUUCCUUCAUCCUACGGGAACCAGAACUUUCAGGGCUCCCAUCCUGGAACCAACCCGGCUGUGGGAGACCCUCUUAGGCAAAUGCAGCAGAGGCCUAGUGGCUAUGUUCACCAGCAGGCCCCAGGCUAUGCACACAAUAUGCAGAACACACAGAGGUUUGCCCACCAGUCCCUCCAGCAGAAUCCCAUCAUGCAUGGUCUUGGCCACAUGGGAGGUCAGGGGGUCCACCCGGGCAUGAGGCCCAAUCAGAUGCUGGCAGAGCAGCAGCAGCAGCAACAGCAGCAGCAACAACAAGCACAGCAACAGCAGCAGUACCUCAGACAACAAGCACUCAGACAGCAGGCCCAACAACAAGUUCAGCAGCAGCAGCAGCAGCAGCAACAACAACAGCAGGUCCAGCCACAGCAGGUCACACCCCAACAGCAGGUUCAGCAGCAGCAACAGCAGCAGCAGCAGGUAGCGACGGCACAGCCGCCGGCCCAGGCACAGAACCAGGCCCUGGGCAUGCAGCCACUGCCCCCACAGCAACCUAUGUUCCCACGACAGGGUAUGCAGCAGACGCAGCAGCAGCAGCAGACUGCAGCUCUGGUCAGGCAGCUCCAGCAGCAACUAUCAAAUACACAGCCAGGACAGAGCACCAAUUCAUAUUACUGAUAGUGCUUGUUUAUAGUAGUGUGCAGAGAAUAGAGACCCUCAGUGUGUGAGACCACCCUGGGCUGUAGAUUGGCAGGUGAAUGUGUCCAAUGCUGUGCAGGCCCUGUUUGUAGAGGUUUAGGCUGUUAGGAGGGAAGACUGUUCCAGGCACAACAGAUGACCAAAUGGACGAACCAAACCCCGACUUGACCACCGAGACAACAUGUUCAGAAAAUAUCUCGACUUCAGUGUCAUGUAAUUAUGGAAUACCCAGGGAGGGAUUGUGCUGUGAAAUAAACAGAUCUUGGAGAAUAAUGGAAAAGUUUAUGUAAAAAAGUACCAGAAAUUAUAAGAAUAAUGCAAUUUUUUAUUUUAUUUCAAUUUGUACAAUUUUUUCAGUUUCGUGUAUUUCUCAUUAAAAAAAUCAUGUCAGUUUUUA
Molecule: messenger RNA, 6951 nt
Organism: Myripristis murdjan (pinecone soldierfish)
Lineage: Eukaryota; Metazoa; Chordata; Actinopteri; Holocentriformes; Holocentridae
Gene: med12
Product: mediator complex subunit 12
Exons: 43
Coding region: 39-6533 (2164 amino acids)
Biological process (GO): positive regulation of transcription by RNA polymerase II
Cellular component (GO): mediator complex
Molecular function (GO): transcription factor binding; transcription coactivator activity; beta-catenin binding
Source: RefSeq, a predicted model, not a curated record